Molecule: messenger RNA, 1727 nt
Organism: Leucoraja erinaceus (little skate)
Lineage: Eukaryota; Metazoa; Chordata; Chondrichthyes; Rajiformes; Rajidae
Product: PDZ domain-containing protein 4-like
Exons: 2
Source: RefSeq, a predicted model, not a curated record
CUGGAUGAAGGAUGGAUGGAGGAGAGAGCUGAAGCGAUGGACAUCGCUGAUCGGGAGGAGGGAGAGGAGUCGAUGAAACGGCUCAGCAAAGCCACCCCAACUAAGCACAAGGGGGAGGAGGUGGAGGAGGAGGAGGAGGAGGAGGACGAGGAGAAGGGCUCGGAGGACCGGAGCAAUGUGCUGAGUAACAGCCAGGAGCUGGACAGUGGGGUGGGCCGGACGGACGAGAGCACGAGGAACGACGAGAGCUCGGAGCACGACAUCCUGGGGGACGAGCAGGCGGUCACCAACGCCGCCGCCGUUGCCGUUAACCCCGCCACCGCCGCCGUGACGGGCGACACCACGCCGGGGACCGUCCGCCGGCUCCGACAGCCCAAGGGCGAGACGCCCAUCGUCCGUCAACGCGAGUCUCUGCCCGGACUGACGGAGGGCGAGUGUCUACGCUACCGGGAGCUGCUGGAGAUCCGGUGCCACUUGGAGAACGGCAACUCCGGACUUUGUUACCGGGGAUUGGACGUCAACCGCAACGAAGGUGGCGGAGUCGGAGUCGGGGUCGGGGUCGGCCGGCUGACCGCUCUCCUGCAGGAAGAGCUUGACCACUUGGAGUUCAAGUGUCGCAACGUGUUACGGGCGCAGAAGAUGCAGCAACUGCGGGAGCGGUGCAUGAAGGCGUGGCUGGCCGGAGAGGGCGGCCCGUUUGAUGUUGGCGCCGAUCCUCUACGGCGGGGCCUGUGCGAUAUCACCGAGCUGCCCGAACGCUCGGACAGGGACAGCACCAGCGCCUACAACACGGGCGAGAGCUGCCGCAGUACGCCGCUACUGGCCGAGCCAGCCGCCGCCGCCAUGCCCGUCCCGCCGCCCGACAGCCCGUGGCGACGCACGGCCGGAGCUGCCAACCUCAACCUGGAGGCCCCCUCCGCCACCUGCCGGGGCAGCCCGCCACGCUUCCGCAGCCUGCCCCGCCCGCACGGGGACGAGAGAGCCAGGCGGGGAGGGCGGGAGGCCGGCGGAGGCUGCGGGGGCGGAGGAGGAGGGGGAGUGGGGAGCCCGUACCUCGCCCGCUCGCACAACCACCGCUCGCCGGCCCGCCAGGCCGAGCGUUACCGCAGCUGCGGGCAGCUGGCCCACCCCCUGCCCCAGCCGCUGCCCGGCCCCGAGGCCAGAGGUCAAGGGGGGGAGUGGCGGGGGAAAGUGCGCAGCGACGGCUCGCGUUACGUGGCCAAACGGCCGGUGAGGGACCGGCUCCUGAAGGCCCGGGCGCUGAAGAUCCGCGAGGAGCGGAGCGGGAUGACCACGGACGACGAUGCGGUCAGCGAGAUGAAGAUGGGGCGAUACUGGAGCAAGGAGGAGAGGAAGCAGCACCUGGCGCGGGCCAGGGAGCAGCGACGGAGGCGGGAGUUCAUGCUACAGAGCCGCAUGGACUGUCUGAAGGAGGCCGAGGGUCGCAGCGAGAUUAGCAUCCUCGCCCUGAGUCACAAGAAGACCAUGAAACGCCGGAACCGCAGGAUUCUCGACAACUGGAUGACCAUCCAGGAGAUGCUGGCCCAUGGAGCACGUACAGCCGACGGCAAGAGGGUUUACAACCCCCUCCUCUCCGUCACCACCGUCUGAGCGACACCCGCUGGACUGUGCCCCCCAGCAAAGGGGACAAGACCCCUGGACUGUGCCCCCAUCUCAAGACCCCCAGCAAAGGGGACAUGACCCCUGGACUGUGCCCCCAGCAAAGG